Molecule: messenger RNA, 8823 nt
Organism: Pongo pygmaeus (Bornean orangutan)
Lineage: Eukaryota; Metazoa; Chordata; Mammalia; Primates; Hominidae
Gene: PWWP3B
Product: PWWP domain containing 3B
Exons: 3
Coding region: 5314-7395 (693 amino acids)
Cellular component (GO): extracellular exosome
Source: RefSeq, a predicted model, not a curated record
UGCAUAACUUAUAUUAUUUGUGCUUCAGUUGGAGCCUGGAGUGCUACAAGAUUUUUUUCAAUGAUUUUCCACUGUAAAUUUUCAGUAGUCUCUUCAUACUUGUGCCACCAGCAGAGGGUCUCUCUUCUUACUCUUGUUCACAUGACAGCAGUUGACUGCUGUUAUUAUCAGGUGCUAGGCUCAUGGUGAGAUAGGAAGUACUGUCUGUUGUCCUGUCUAGCCACAGCCUUAGCGGGGCUUUAUGAACAUGGACCUUUAGGGUGAGGCUUUCUCAUCAUUCUUUCCUCUCCCCAUGGCAGCUAACCUCUGAUUUGUAUAUGUGGUUGAUCUUUGGUCAGAUAUAUUUUCUUGCCUCUUUCUCAGGCUGCUUUUCAUUCAUUUAAGAACUGGGUUAGAGAGGGUUUCCUCCAGGGCAGAGGUUUUUCCCUUCUACUUCUCCCCAAGCAGCAAUGGAUCUCUGCCUUUGUCCUGGAAAUUAGGGGGUUUCCUAUCUCUCCCUCCCAGGCAAGUAAGUUUUGCUUCUACCCUUCCACCAGAAGCAAGGGAUUUUUGCCUGGGUUCAGGAGAGGGUUUGCUGCUUCUCCUCUAGUGUCUUAAGGCUUUGCUUCUCAUGACAGAAAGGUUCUGUGGGGUUGUAUGUCUGUCCCCCAGCAACAGCUGAUUACCUUCUGCUUACCAGAACCAGUGACGUGGACUCUUUUAGGUCUCCUGCUUUGUCCUGAGUCAUUUUUCUGAGCUUCUGGUUAAAGACUGUGAAAAAGAACUUGGCAGUAAGUGUGUAAGUGUUGGGGUUCCAGAUAUUCCAAACUGACAAAGCUAACCCAUGCUUUAUUUGUAAAAGUUCAUUAAAAUUUCAGCUUGUAUGACCGUCACUUCUGUCUCCAUGCUUGGACAGAGGUUCAUAUGUUUUGUCUUUCUUUAAAGGGGCUGAUUACCCUUUGGAAUUCACUUUAACUCAGUUCCCUGAUAGGCUCAAGGAAAGUUAUGAUUUCAUAGGUUAUCUAGAGAUUUAUCAUUAUUAAGUUAUGAAUGACAUUCUCUUACAGCUUUUUAUAUCCUAAGUGGAAGUGCAACUGGUGCUUUUGAAAAAAUAUAUGUAUGGGUCUUAUUUGGGGAAUUUCUGUUAUUAAAUAUGCUUUAGGAAGAAGCAGAUGCUUUCUAAGGCAUACUUGCAAAGACUUGCUUUUUAUAUAAUGGUCAUUACUACAUUUUUUCAUUUAAAUUUUUAUUAUUUGUAUUGCUAUACAGUAAAAUCAUACUUUAAAGUAUAAUACACUAUACUUGACCAUUUUUUGUAUAGAGUUCUCUGGAUUUUAACAUAUAUAAAGAUUCAUAUAACCACCACCACAGUCAGAAAAGUUUCAUCACCCUCACAACUUCCUUGGCUUGUCCUUUUAUAGCCACACCCUUCCCCACCUGUAACACCUGGCAACACUGAUCUUUUCACCACAGCUAUACGUCUUUUUGAAAAUGUCAUAUAAAUGAAAUCAUAAGGUAUUGUAAACACACCCUAGGUGACCCACCCCUUAUAUAAUCUCCAUGGUAAGAAAACACUUUUGGCUUCUAUCGUCAUUGUCAUUAUUAAUAAUAAUACUAAUGUUAUACAGCGUGAGUUGGUUAUGGCCCUCUCUUCCAGGAAAUAACCAUCUAAUUAUUAAAUAAGAUCAUAUGUCAAGUGCUUGAGAACAUUGCCUGGCAUAUAGAAAACUUGUAUAGGUAUUAGAUAUUAUUAUAUCUGUAAUGUUAUCUAUCUUUAUCAUAAAAAUAUUAAUAGUGCAGUAUUAGCAUUUGCUAUUAUUGGUUAUCAUUUUUCUCCACCUCCUUCUACAAAUUGGUGAAAUAGAAAAUAUUGCUCAUGGAAUUAAUCUUUUCCUUUGCAUUUCAUUUUGAAAAUGGUGCCAUAGUAUAGCAUUUCCUGCUUUAUGUGCAAUCUAGAAAAUAUCCAAAAUAAAGCAAAACAAAUUUUAACAUAAUUAUCAUACUCUGUGGGCAUUUGUUUUUUUCCAAACAUGUGAAAUGAAGGCAGAAUGAAAAAUACUGCAUUAUAAAAUAUAUAAUAAAAUAAAUCUCAUCAUUUAAAUAAAGCCAUAUAUAUAUUGGCCUGAUAAUCCUCUUUAGAUCAUGUAUUAAUACCUUGAAAGCAUUGAAAGGAUUAAUUGUAUGAUAAGAAUUAUGUUAUUUUCAUUGUAAUUUUUUUUUUUUUUGAGACAGAGUCUUGCUUUGUCACCCAGGCUGUAGUGCAGUGGUGCUAUCUUGGCUCACUGCAAGCUCUGCCUCCUGGGUUCACGCCAUUCUCCUGCCUCAGCCUCCCGAGUAGCUGGGACUACAGGCGCCCACCACCAAGCCCGGCUAUUUUUUUUUUUUUGUAUUUUUAGUAGAGACGGGGUUUUACCAUGUUAGCCAGAAUGGUCUUGAUCUCCUGACCUUGUGAUCCACCUGUCUCAGCCUCCCAAAGUGCUGGGAUUACAGGCGUGAGCCACCGAGCCUGGCCUUUUCAUUGUAAUUUGUAUAAGAUCAACUAUUUUGUUCUAGUACUAGAAAAAAAGACUGGAAAACAGAGAGGCUUUGGUAAGAUAGAAGUUCUUACUUCUUAAGAAUGUUCCACUAACUUAAAGAGAUUGGAAUGAGGUGAUCCCAUUAUUGAGUGGCUUAGGGUCACACGUCCCUAGUGAGUUGCAUCCUUUUCCGAAGUGACUUUAUGGUCCAGAAAGGCUGCCUGAACUGUCUCUAUCAUGAUCAAAUUCUGGGAAGCAAGAGAAAGUGGGAAAGUGGAAAAAAAAAAAAAGCCCAAGCUGGUUAUUUAUCCCCCUUUAGAGAUGCCUUCUCUAGAAUCUUCACAGCAAUUUCUGCUUGCGUUCUUUGGCAAGAAAUUCCAUCACAUGACCAUGGCUUGCAGUGAGGGAGUCUGGGAAAGACAAUAUUUUAGGAGAUUAAACUGCCACCUUCAAUACAACUGGUGUUCUGCUAAUGAGGAAGAAUGCAAAGAGUGGAUCUUCGGUGAGCAACUAGAAGUUUCUGUCUCAUUCAUUACAAAUAUGAUAUACGAUUGUAAAAAAAAAACAAAAAAACAAAAAAAGAUUGUAAGGGAAAAUUUCCUGUGACAGAGAGAACGCUACAUGUUUGUCAACCUCUGUCUCAUUUUUCUCCUGGGGUCACAAGGAGAUUACAUUACCCAGCCUCUAUGCCAGUUGGGGCUCCAUGCCUAAAUUCUGGUUAGUGGACUGUUAACUAGCAGUGAUGUUUGCCAGACCUGACCACUAAAACCUUCCAUAUGGCCCUCCAUCCUCCCUCUUGUUUAGGCUGUUAGCUAGAUGCAAAGAAUGUAAUGAAGGUCUUUAAGACCCAAGUAGAUGAUAGAGCCACAGGAUGGAAGAAGAUUGGGUCUCUUAAUGACUGCUUAGAACAGAGAAACUUGUCCCUAUUUGGCCACGUGAUGCCUUACGUUGAACCUUGACAUCAGCAAAAUAAACUUUUGGGGGAUUGAACCCCUGAGAUUUAGGGGUUGUUUAUAGCACAAAGCAUUAUAUACUCUAAUUAUUAGAGUCCCCAGUAAUACACCAGCCUAGAGAUGGCUUUCAUUGAUUUAUUGGUAUUUUUAUUUUAAUAUUAAUGCUUAUAUAAAGGUGAAUGUUAAAAUUGUAAUUAUAUAUAUAUAAGUAAUACUACAUAUUAUAUGAUACAGAGGCCAAAUAAAAUACUUUAUUCCCCAAAUCAUUACUAGUGAUAAUUACAAUUGACUUUCUGAGUUAAAUCAGAAAUCUAUACUUAAAUUUAACAUAGAAUUUUGAUGAACAGAAUGUACAAAGUAUAUUUCAGACCUGUAAAUAAAGACAUAAAUUUUAAAAAAUUAAUUCCCCUCACAUUGAAUCACCCAAGUGAAAACAACAAAACAUAAGAAACAGAAUUGUCGGCCGGGCACGGUGGCUCACACCUGUAAUCCCAGCACUUUGGAAGGCCAAGGCAGGCGGAUCAUGAGGUCAGGAGAUCGAGACCAUCCCGGCUAACACGGUGAAACCCCGUCUCUACUAAAAAUACAAAAAAUUAGCCGGGCGUGGUGGCGGGCACCUGUAUUCCCAGCUACUUGGGAGGCUGAGGCAGGAGAAUGGCGUGAACCCGGGAGGUGGAGCUUGCAGUGAGCCGAGAUUGCGCCACUGCACUCCAGCCUGGGCGACAGAGCGAGACUCCAUCUCAAAAAAAAAUAAAAUAAAAUAAAAUAAAAAAUAAAAAGAAAAAGAAACAGAAUUGUCAAUUAUUGAUGACGGCAUAUGAAAUGAGUGCUUUCCUGGUAAGCCAAUGAUUUUAACAUCUAGCAAGAAAUAAUCACAUAUGUGAAGAAAUCUCUGAAACUUUCCUGAAGGGUUUUAGAGAAGAACUGAAUAAAAGUAGAGACAUACCAUGUCCUGGAAACAGAAAGAAAAAAAAAAGAAUUAUAAAGAAAUAAAGUCUCCCUCAAAUAAUGUACAGUUUUUGUGUAAUCUAAAUCAAUAUCUUUAGCGGUCUAUUUUAAUGGACUUGACCAGCUGGGUCUAAAAUUCACCUAUGGGGUUAAGAUGCCAGAGAUGGCAAGAAAAAAAUAUGUAAGGAAUAUUAGUAACUGGGUUUUGAUUAUAUGAUAAAGUGAUUUGCUACCUCUUUUCUUCAAGAAAUGGCACACCCUAAGGGUUUGAAUAGAAAUUAAGCACACUUGUUGACAUUUCACUUAAAAGUUUUUUAAAAAUGAACAUUCCUGCAGUUCAACACUUCAGCGGUUUCUCUUGGCAAUUCCCCCUCCCCUGAUUCAGGGAGGGGCUUUCUGUUCUUCAUACAGCCAGGGGGCGGACCCUCCUCUGAGCCUCUAGGAAAGGAGCUGUGCCUGGCCAGUCUUGGGGGAGGAGCUGCAUUUCACCAGGUUGCAGCUGACAAGAAGCUUCAAGCAUAGGUUAAUAUCAGAGAUGCACAUGACCUGGGCAAUCUGCAUGUGAUGCCAGCCAAGCCCUGGAAAGACCGUGCAACCACAGAAGUGCUGAGCUGGGUAAAGGCCCUGCUGGACAAGCAGCUGGAGUGAGAAUCAAGACAGCCAGACCACAGAACCAGACCCACCAGGAUCCACAUGACAGUGGUAUCUUCCGGUAUCGUCCUAUUCAAACAACGUGUUCAAGCAUCCUUGGAAAAUUGAGGUGGAGAACAGGCCACACAAGCUGUAAACCCUUUGUAGUCAUAAGACGAAAGAGGCUUUGUUAAGAGUAUUGUUUUGGGUAGAACUUGCAUUAGCAGUGACAAAGACAGCCACCUCAACCUUUAGCAAUAACCCUUGACACACAAAUAUAAACCAUAAUGGAGUCUGAGUAUGUCCUAUGCAACUGGAAAGACCAGUUAUGGCCAGCAAAAGUUUUGUCCAGAUCUGAAACUUCAUCAAACAGUAAGAGGAAAAAGGCAUUUUCUCUAGAAGUUCAAAUACUCUCACUAGAUGAAAAAAUUAAAUUGGACAGCACAGAAACAAAGAUCCUAAAUAAAUCUCAAAUUGAAGCCAUUGCUGCCUCAUUAGGACUACAGUCAGAGGACAGUGCUCCACCUACAGAGGAAACUGCCUAUGGAAGAUCACUAAAAGUGGCACUGGGUAUUCUGAAUGAGAGAAUAAAUUUGAGUCAAGCAAGCACUUCAGAUGAAGAGGAGAUCACUAUGCUGUCUCAAAAUGUACCACAAAAACAGUCUGAUUCACCCCCUCAUAAAAAAUACCGGAAGGAUGAAGGCGACUUACCAGGGUGUCUUGAGGAAAGUGAAAACUCACCAUGCUUGUUAGCACAUUCAGAGAGUGAUGAUUCCCUGUAUGAUGAUAAAUCACAAGCGCACACAAUGGUUGAUACUAUUCCAAGUGAAGUGGAAACAAAGUCAUUACAAAACUCUAGCUGGUGCGAGACUUUCCCUUCACUUUCAGAAGAUAGUGAUGAAAAAGAGAACAAGAAUAAGAUUGAUAUCUCAGCAGUUAUGUCUGUGCAUUCUGCAGUGAAAGAGGAAAGUGCACGUGUUAAAGAUGAAAAGUUUGCUCCACCUGUGUCAUCAGAUAUCCUCAUUAUGCCCAAAGCUUUGAAAGAAGAGGGCCAGGAUACCUGCCCAGAGACCCUGGCUGUUCCCUCUGAAUGCUCUGCUUUCUCAGAGAAUAUUGAGGAUCCUGGAGAGGGUCCCUCAAAUCCAUGCUUAGAUACCAGCCAGAAUCAAACUUCCGUGGAAUCAGAGAUGAGGACUGCAGCAUGCCCUGGGAGUUGUUCCAGGGAAUGUGAGGUUUCAUUUAGUGCCUCUAACCCUGUCUGGGAUUAUUCACGUCUUAUGAGUAGUGAAAGAAAUUUUCAGAGACUGGAUUUUGAAGAACUUGAGGAAGAAGGUCAAGCCUCUGACAAGUCAUUGCUUCCAAGUCGCAUUAAUCUUUCUCUAUUAGAUGAUGAUGAGGAAGAUGAAGAACUUCCACGCUUCAUUUUACAUUAUGAGACACGUCCAUUUGAAACAGGAAUGAUAGUCUGGUUUAAAUAUCAGAAAUAUCCAUUUUGGCCAGCAGUGAUAAAAAGUAUCAGACGAAAAGAGAGGAAAGCAAGUGUGCUUUUUGUUGAGGCAAACAUGAAUUCUGAAAAGAAGGGCAUUAGAGUAAAUUUUAGAAGAUUAAAGAAAUUUGAUUGUAAAGAGAAACAAAUGCUAGUGGACAAAGCCAGGGAGGAUUAUAGUGAGAGUAUUGACUGGUGCAUCUCAUUAAUUUGUGACUACAGAGUUAGAAUAGGUUGUGGUUCUUUCACAGGCUCUUUGCUUGAGUAUUAUGCUGCUGAUAUUAGUUACCCAGUUAGGAAAGAAAUAAAACAGGAUACUUUCAGGAACAAAUUUCCAAAGCUGCAUAAUGAAGAUGCCAGGGAACCGAUGGCUGUGACUUCCCAGACCAAGAAAAUGUCCUUCCAAAAAAUUCUCCCUGACCGGAUGAAGGCUGCUCGGGACCGAGCCAACAAGAACCUGGUGGACUUCAUUGUGAAUGCAAAGGGAACAGAGAACCAUCUUCUGGCCAUUGUAAAUGGCACAAAAGGAUCCAGAUGGCUGAAAUCAUUUUUGAAUGCAAAUAGGUUCACACCCUGUAUUGAAACAUACUUUGAGGAUGAAGAUCAGUUGGAUGAAGUGGUGAAAUAUUUACAAGAAGUCUACAAUCAAAUAGAUCAAAUAAUGCCAACUUGGAUAAAAGAAGAUAAAAUUAAAUUUAUCCUAGAAGUUCUUCUGCCAGAAGCAAUUAUUUGUUCAAUUUCUGCUGUUGAUGGGUUAGAUUACGAGGCAGCUGAAGCAAAGUAUCUAAAAGGACCAUGUCUAGGCUACAGGGAAAGAGAAUUAUUUGAUGCAAAAAUAAUAUAUGAAAAGAGACGAAAACCACCAACAAAUGAAGCUCACUAAAUGUGCUGAAAGUUGAAACCAUGACAGGGAGCUCUUAUAGAUACUAGUUGAAAAAAAUCUCUGAACAAUUCUCUCUAAUACAUAUUUUCUGCAAAUGGGAGCAUGGAUAAUGUGUUCACUUUUUUUUGAGAUCUCUAGGAUCUGUGGUUAUAAUUACAUCUUUAUUUCCUUUGCUUGCGCUUCUUCAAAGUUAAUUUUGUCAACAUAUUUCAGCAGUUCUGCUUUCCCAUACAUUUUUAGAAAGCAUAAUUCCUAAAUGAUUUUGAAGGGAAAGUACUAUUUUGUUUUAUGACACUUUUGAGUCUAUGCUGUAUUGUUAAAUAUAUUGUGCACAAUUAUUUUAAUGUUAAAAUUGCACUGGUGUUAGAUAUUAACGAAGAUGAUUGGAAAAAAGUCUAAAAGAUACAUCAUUUCUAUAUUCCUUGCUUAAUUUUUAUAAAAUAUUGGGUUUUCCCUUAAGAUAGUUGAAAUAUUUUUCUUGCCAUGCCUAUUUAUUUUUGCAAAAAAAAAUCUGCUAUAUAGAACCAAAGAUAGAUUUGCUUUGCUAUAUAUUAUAACUAUACUUGCCUUUGCAAUAAAACAACUUGUAAUUCAAAAAUGAAGAUUAUCUGCAUGUAGUAUUUAUGUGUGUGAAUAACAUCUUGGCAUGCAGAAAAUAAUACUGGCUGCUUUGAACAGGAUUGUUCAUUCUACACUUCCCUGAAAUUCCAUUUUUGGGAGUGUCUAUCCUUCAAUGGCUGAAUAGUUCCUUAAAUCAGACAAGCUCCUGGCUAUCUUCAUAACCAACAGUGAGUGGAUCUUAAUAUAGCUGUCUGACCACAUGUGGAAGGCAGCUAGACUUAUUGUAUUUACAGCCUGGCCACUCUAGACAUAUGAAUCCAGGCUGACUGCUUAAGUGCCCAUCUCGUUUGAUAUAAACUGUAGAAAAGGCAAGCACUUUGUUCUGAGUCUUUUAUCUCCAAAUACAUAGUUGUCUCAAACCAAGCAAGCUUUAUCAAAAUGGCUUAUUUGUAGAAUAGUUCCAAUGAUAUAAAUGCCAACUGGCAAGUCAUUCCAAACUUCUUGAAGGAGUAGAUGAACCAGAAUCUGAGAAUUUGGAAAUAGGUCACAGAAAAAGCCUCCAUCUGGCUAAAUAUGACAAUUAUCUGAGUAUGGUUAAAUAUAUACAAUAAAAAGUCUGAAGCCAAUGAGUUGUUUAUUCUAACUUGAAAUAUAUUUUUAUGAGAAUAAAUGUUAGAAAAGUUAGUUUAUUUUAAAAAUCUGCCAUGAAAGGAAAUUCUAAGGGCUUAACAUGAAACUGUCUGCAUUUCUACCUGUUAGACAAUGGUCACUCUUGGGCUCUUGUUAUACAGUCACAUGGCUACACGUUUAUGUAAAGUUUGCAAAAGUUUGGUGUUUUGGUUUAUAAUAAAACUGUUGUAUUAUUCA